Impatiens glandulifera is the source of this 3685-nucleotide messenger RNA. Its product is annotated as exportin-T-like. Gene Ontology annotation, cellular component: nuclear matrix; nuclear pore; cytoplasm. NCBI's taxonomy places the organism in Eukaryota, Viridiplantae, Streptophyta, Magnoliopsida, Ericales, Balsaminaceae. The coding region runs from base 415 to 3393 and encodes 992 amino acids. The transcript has 15 exons. The record is from RefSeq and is a predicted model, not a curated record. Gene Ontology annotation, biological process: tRNA re-export from nucleus. Gene Ontology annotation, molecular function: small GTPase binding; tRNA binding.
AACGAACGGACUAUAGAAAGAAAGCCGCAGUCAGCUAUUUUUCACACAUCUACAAAAUCAAUCCUAAGUAAUCUAAGUACCCUUCUUAAACGCUUCAAAACCUAGCUUUUCUUCUACUUCAAUUGCAACUGCAAAAAUCCCUCUUCAAUCUUAUUCGUUUCUCGGUAAGUUCUCUAUACCCAUACCAUACUUACAGAUUCGUUUGAUCCGAUUCCUUGCUCCUUUUCCAAUCUCAUUCCAGUACAUUACAAUCAGAUUGUAAUCCUCAAACAAGUAAGGUAUCUUUUUUAGUUUUCCCUUCGAUCCGGGCUGUCGUAGGAAGAAUUGAGCCGCAGUGAUCUGGAGUUUUCUUUGCAGGGUUUAAGGUCCGGCAAUUCUUCUAUCUAAAAAAUAAAUAAAUAAAACUUAUAUUCAAUGGAUAAUCUCGAGAAAGCUAUUCUUAUAAGCUUUGAAGAGUUGGGUACUACGGAUUCUGCAUUUAAAUCCCAAGCUGUUGCUUACUGUCAACAAGUUAAAGAAAACCCAUCAAUUAGUGGUAUAUGUAUUGAACUUCUGUCUACAUCUAAGCUAGUGCAAGUUCAAUUCUGGUGCUUGCAAUGUCUGCACGAAACAAUCCGGGUUAGAUAUUCAUCCAUGGGUCCCGAGGAAAAAGCAUUUGUGAGGAAUGCUGUUUUUUCAAUGGCUUGUUUUAAAUCAAUUGAUGAUAAGAGCCCUGCAAGAUUUUUGGAGAGUCCUGCGUUUAUAAAGAACAAGCUUGCGCAGGUUUUUGUCAUGUUUAUCUACCUAGAGUACCCGCUAAUUUGGCCUUCGGUAUUCAUAGAUUAUCUUCCUCAUCUUAGCAAAGGGGCUGUGGUUAUUGACAUGUUCUGCAGAAUUCUGAAUUCUUUGGAUGAUGAAUUGAUCAGUUUAGAUUAUCCUCGGAAUGCCGAUGACAUGACACUUGCUGCGCAAGUGAAGGAUGCAAUGAGACAGCAAUGUGUGGCUCAGAUUGUUAGAGCAUGGUAUGACAUUGUGACAAUGUAUAGAAGCUCUGACCCCUUUCUUUGUGUCAGUGUCAUGGAUUGCAUGAGAAGAUACAUUUCCUGGAUUGAUAUUGGAUUGGUGGCCAAUGAUGCAUUUAUUCCGCUGUUUUUUGACCUAAUUUUGAACAAUGAGUUGCCUGAACAUCUUCGUGGUGCAGCAAUUGGUUGUGUUCUUGCAGUAGUCUCCAAACGUAUGGAUCCAAUAGUGAAGUUGGGACUCCUUCAAAGCCUUCAUAUAAGCAGGGUAUUUGGUUUAGUGGGUGGUGGUGGGGAUGUCGAUGCUGAAGAGUUGGUUGCAAAAGUAGCUGCUUUGCUUAUAGGGUAUGCCAGUGAGGCUCUGGAUUGCUCAAAGCGUUUAAAUUCGGAGGAUGCUGUGGGUGCUUCUGAGCUUCUCAACGAGGCUUUGCCCUCUGUCUUCCACAUAAUGCAGAACUGUGAGAUCGAUAUAACAUUCAGUGUUGUGCAAUUCCUUUCGGGUUAUGUUGCCACAAUGAAACGUCUUGCACCACUCCGAGAGAAGCACUUGUUUCAUAUUAGCCAGAUUUUGGAAGUCAUACGUGUGCAGAUUCUCUAUGAUCCUGUUUACCGUGAUAAUCUUGACAUAUUUGACAAAAUAGGGAUAGAGGAAGAAGAUAGGAUGACUGAAUUUCGCAAGGAUUUGUUUGUUUUGCUUCGCACGGUUGGUCGUGUUGCACCUGAUGUUACUCAGAUUUUUAUCAGAAACUCCUUGGUUAGUGCAGUUUCAUCAUCUUCUGAUAGGAACGUAGAAGAGGUGGAAGCUGCACUUUCCCUUUUCUAUGCAUAUGGGGAGUCCUUAAGUGAGGAGGCACUGAGGAAUGGCAAUGGUCUUUUGAGAGAACUGGUGCCAACACUCUUAUCAACAAGGUUUCCUUGUCAUUCCAACAGACUUGUUGCUCUUGUUUAUUUGGAAACAAUAACUAGAUAUUUGAAGUUCGUACAGGAGCACAACGAACAUAUACCUAUAGUUCUGGCUGCAUUUCUUGAUGAAAGGGGGAUACAUCAUUCAAACGUCCAUGUAAAUCGCAGGGCAGCUUAUCUUUUCAUGAGGGUUGUCAAACAACUCAAAACAAAGCUUGUUCCAUUCAUAGAGUCAAUUUUGCAGAGUCUUCAAGAUGUAUUAUCUCAGUUUACUAGCAUGGAUGAUGGUAUGCCAAAAAAUCAGUUGGGAUAUGAAGAUGGUAGUCACAUAUUUGAGGCUAUUGGCUUGUUAAUUGGGGUUGAAGAUGUUUCGCCUGACAAACAAGCUGAUUUUCUUUCGGCAUUGCUUAAUCCCCUUUGCCAGCAGGUGGAGGUGUUGCUGCAAAAUGCCAAACUUCAUGAUUCUGAAGAAUCUCCUGCAAAGAUUGCUAACAUUCAGCAAAUCAUCAUGGCGAUUAAUGCCCUGAGCAAGGGAUUCAGUGAGCGGCUUGUGACAGCACAUCGACCUGCUAUUGGUCUCAUGUUUAAGAAGACAUUGGAUGUUCUCCUUCAUAUUUUAGUUGUCUAUCCAAAUAUAGAGACAUUGCGUUCUAAGGUUACAUCAUUCAUUCACCGAAUGGUUGACACAUUGGGUGCAUCUGUAUUUCCUUAUCUACCAAAGGCAUUGGAGCAGUUGCUUGUGGAGAGCGAGCCAAAGGAAACAACGGGUCUCCUUCUGUUGCUCAAUCAGUUAAUUUGCAAGUUCAACACUGCCGUACAUGACAUCCUGGAAGAAGUAUAUCCUGCUAUAGCUAGCAGGAUAUUAAAUGUUCUACCAAGAGAUGUAGUUCCUUCUGGGCCAGGAUAUAAUACUGAGGAAAUUCGCGAACUACAAGAGCUUCAGAGGGUAUUUUACACUUUUCUUCAUGUGAUAGCUACACAUGAUCUGUCUUCGGUUUUCCUCUCCCCAAAGUGUAGUCGGUUUUUGGAUCCAGUGAUGCGAAUCUUGCUGUACACAGCUUGUAAUCACAAGGAUAUUCUUGUGAGAAAGGCUUGUGUUCAGAUAUUUAUUAAAUUAAUUAAAGACUGGGGUGCAAAGCCCCAUUGCGAAGAUAAGGUUCCUGGUUUCCAGAGUUUUGUAAUUGAGACCUUUGCAACAAAUUGUUGUUUGUACAGUGUGCUUGACAAGUCGUUUGAGUUCCGUGAUGCCAAUACUCUGCUUUUGUUCAGGGAAAUAGUGUUGGUGCAGAAGGUUAUGUAUGAGAAGUUUGGUAAUGAUUUCCUCAUUCAUUUUGUUUCCAAGGGUUUCCCGACUGCACACUGCCCUCUAGAUUUGGCGGAGCAAUAUUGCCAAAAGUUGCAGGGUAAUGAUUUGAAGGCAUUAAAUACGUUUUACCAGAAGCUUAUAGAGAGCUUGAGACAUCAAGGAAACGGGAGCCUGAUUGUCAGAUAGCAAUGUCAGAAGCGGUUCUAGAUUCUUUUGCGUUGUCAUUUGUUUUUCUCCUGGCCGUGCGAGGUGCUUAAUAAGUUUUGUUCUAAGAUAUCUUUGUAAAUAGCAGCAGUUUAUGGGGUGGUCUUUAUGUGGACCAGAGGUGUAAAAGAAAGAAGAAGAAGAAGAAGGAGUUCCCCUCUCAUGUUGACAUGUGAAGAAGAAGAAGAAUGGUUGGAGGUGUGUUGUGUUUAAUAGCUGCUAGCUGUUACUGUUAUUUUUAGCUGACCAAUUUUGGUAUUGCAAUUUGCAAAUG